Nannospalax galili (Upper Galilee mountains blind mole rat) is the source of this 5863-nucleotide messenger RNA. It is a transcript of the gene Arhgap23, whose product is annotated as Rho GTPase activating protein 23. NCBI's taxonomy places the organism in Eukaryota, Metazoa, Chordata, Mammalia, Rodentia, Spalacidae. Gene Ontology annotation, molecular function: protein binding. The record is from RefSeq and is a predicted model, not a curated record. The coding region runs from base 420 to 4598 and encodes 1392 amino acids. The transcript has 24 exons. Gene Ontology annotation, biological process: signal transduction.
UGCAGGCCGCGCUCGUGGGCUGCGCCGUCUGGCGCGAGGAGCGUGCGGGCGCCGGGGCCUGGCGCUGGGAACGCGCCGUCGGUGUGGACUGUAGCGUCCCGGAGCCGCGCUGCCUGUGGCUGCCGUACCUCGGCCACAGUGAUCGACGUGCGCCCGCGCUGUGCCGGGCCGGGCUGCCACUGGGCCCAAGAGAUGGGUGUUCUUCUGGGCGCCCCCUCCCCUGGCAGAGCCCAAGGACACUGCUGCUGCACAAAAGUCUCCAGGAUGGCUUUGGUUUCACCUUACGUCACUUCAUCGUGUACCCACCCGAGUCAGCUGUGCACUGCAGCCUGAAGGAAGAAGAGAAUGGAGGACGACAACGAGGAGGAGGAGGAGGAGGAGGAGGAGGAGGACCCUCUCCCCGGCACCGCUUGGAGCCCAUGGAUACCAUCUUUGUCAAGAAUGUGAAGGAUGGUGGCCCUGCCCACAAGGCAGGGCUUCGCACAGGAGACAGGCUUGUGAAGGUGAAUGGGGAAAGCGUCAUUGGAAAGACCUACUCCCAGGUCAUAGCUUUGAUCCAGAACAGUGAUGACACCCUGGAGCUCUCCAUCAUGCCCAAGGAUGAAGACAUCCUCCAGCUGGCCUACUCCCAGGACGCCUACCUGAAGGGCAACGAGCCGUAUUCUGGAGAGGCCUGCAGCAUCCCAGAACCUCCCCCACUCUGCUACCCCCGGAAGACCUAUGCCCUACCAGCCCGGGUCACUGCCUGGGCCACUGUGGUGCCUGAGCCUGUCUCAGCACUGGCCAUGGACCCUCGAAGUCCUGCUGCCUGGAGUGACCCAGGGCCCUGUGUCCCAUCUGUCACCCGUGCCCAUCUGGACAACUCUUCUUUGGGGAUGAGCCAGCCCCGCUCAAGCCCUGGUGCCUUCCCUCAUCUCCCGUCGGAGUCCCGGAUGCCCCGUGCCUUCCCGGAGCCCAGCAGCCGGGUGCUUCCCAGCAGACUGGAGUGCCAGCAGGCUCUGUCACACUGGCUGUCAAACCAGGUACCCCGCAGGGCGGGGGAGAGACGGUGCCCAGCCAUGCCACCCCGGGCCCGCAGCGCCUCCCAGGAUCGGUUGGAGGAUGUGACUACCCACUGCCCAUGGCCCUGCUCCACCUCCCAGGAUGCCUUGAGCCAGCUGGGACAGGAGGGCUGGCACCGAGCUCGCUCAGAUGAUUACCUGAGCCGGGCUACCCGCUCUGCUGAAGCACUGGGACCAGGAGCACUGUUGUCACCUCGCCUUGAGCGCUGUGGCUGGGCUUCCCAGCGUCCAUCAGCUCACACUUCUGCCUGCCCUCAGGACCUGCCAGGGCCUCAGGCCCCUCCCCCACCUGGCUUGCAGGGCCUGGAUGACAUUGGGUACAUUGGAUACCGAAGUUACAGCCCAUCAUUCCAGCGCCGGACUGGCCUUCUGCAUGCACUGUCCUUCCGGGACUCACCAUUUGGGGGGCUUCCUACCUUCAACUUGGCCCAGUCCCCUGCAUCAUUCCCACCAGAGGCCUCCGAACCACCUCGAGUUGUCAGACCAGAACCCAGCACCCGAGUCCUGGAGCCUCCCGCUGAGGAUCACCGUGAUGAGGUGGUCCUGAGGCAGAAACCUCCGACAGGUCGUAAAGUCCAGCUGACCCCUGCAAGGCAGAUGAACCUUGGAUUUGGUGAUGAGUCCCCAGAGCCAGAGGCCAGUGGGCGAGGGGAACGCCCAGGCAGGAAGGUGGCCCCUUUGGCCACUACGGAAGACUCUCUGGCUUCUAUCCCCUUCAUUGAUGAGCCCACCAGCCCCAGCAUUGACCUCCAAGCGAAGCAUGUCCCUGCCUCUGCAGUGGUCUCCAGUGCCAUGAAUUCAGCCCCUGUCCUGGGCACCAGCCCAUCCUCACCAACCUUCACCUUUGCCCUUAGCCGCCAUUAUUCACAGGACUGUAGUAGUAUCAAGGCAGGCCGCCGCUCCUCCUAUCUGCUGGCCAUCACCACAGAGCGCUCCAAGUCCUGUGACGAUGGGCUCAACACCUUCCGGGAUGAGGGCCGAGUGCUGCGGCGCCUACCCAACCGUGUGCCCAGCCUAAGGAUGCUCCGGAGCUUCUUCACCGACGGGUCUUUAGAUAGCUGGGGCACCUCUGAAGAUGCUGACGCCCCCUCUAAACGACACUCAACCUCUGACCUCUCAGAUGCAACCUUCAGUGAUAUCCGGAGAGAAGGCUGGUUGUAUUAUAAGCAGAUUCUCACCAAGAAGGGGAAGAAAGCGGGCGGCGGCCUGCGCCAGUGGAAGCGGGUGUACGCCGCGCUGCGGGCGCGCUCGCUCUCGCUGAGCAAGGAGCGGCGGGAGCCCGGGCCGGCGGCGGGGGCUGCGGCGGUCGGCGCAGGUGAGGACGAGGCGGCGCCCGUCUGCAUCGGCUCCUGCCUGGUGGACAUCUCCUACAGCGAGACCAAGAGGAGGCACGUGUUCCGGCUGACCACCGCUGACUUCUGUGAAUAUCUCUUUCAGGCUGAGGACCGGGAUGACAUGCUGGGCUGGAUCAGAGCGAUCCGGGAGAACAGCAGGGCCGAGGGCGAGGACCCCGGCUGUGCCAACCAAGCUCUGAUCAGCAAGAAGCUUAAUGAUUACCGCAAAGUGAGCCAUAGCUCUGGGCCUAAAGCUGAUUCCUCCCCAAAAGGCUCUCGGGGCCUGGGGGGCCUCAAGUCUGAGUUCCUCAAGCAGAGUGCAGCCCGUGGCCUCAGGAUUCAGGACCAGCCUGCAGGGAGCAAGGAUGAUAGUGUGGCAGCCCCCAAAACUCCUUGGGGCAUCAACAUCAUCAAGAAGAACAAGAAGGUUGCCCCUAGGGCAUUUGGGAUCCGGUUGGAGGAGUGCCAGCCUGCUACUGAGAACCAGCGUGUCCCCCUGAUCGUGGCUGCCUGCUGUCGUAUUGUGGAGGCACGGGGGCUGGAGUCCACCGGCAUUUACAGGGUGCCUGGCAACAAUGCAGUGGUAUCUAGCUUGCAGGAGCAGCUCAACCGUGGGCCCAGUGACAUCAACCUGCAAGAUGAGCGCUGGCAAGACCUCAACGUGAUCAGCAGCCUGCUCAAGUCCUUCUUCCGAAAGCUGCCAGAGCCCCUCUUCACUGACAAUAAAUACAACGACUUCAUUGAGGCCAAUCGCAUUGAAGACUCAAGAGAGCGGAUGAAGACACUGCGGAAGCUGAUCCGGGAUCUCCCAGGACACUACUAUGAAACGCUCAAAUUCCUCGUGGGUCAUCUCAAGACCAUUGCUGACCACUCAGAGAAAAACAAGAUGGAGCCCCGGAACCUGGCUCUAGUCUUUGGACCGACGUUGGUAAGGACAUCUGAGGACAACAUGACAGACAUGGUGACACACAUGCCGGACCGCUACAAGAUCGUGGAGACACUGAUCCAGCAUUCAGACUGGUUCUUCAGUGAUGACGAGGACAAAGGAGAAAGAACCCCUGUGGAUGACAAAGAGCCACAGUCAGUGCCCAACAUCGAAUACCUCCUGCCCAACAUUGGCAGGACAGUGCCACCCAGUGAUCCAGGCUCAGAUUCUACCACUUGCAGUUCAGCCAAGUCCAAGGGUUCCUGGGCCCCCAAGAAAGAGCCUUACACCCGGGAGAUGCUGGCGAUCUCCUUCAUCUCAGCGGUCAACCGCAAGCGGAAGAAGCGGCGGGAAACGCGGGGCCUGGGCAGCAGUACCGACGACGACUCCGAGCAGGAGGCGCACAAGGCCGCAGCGGGGGCGCCUGCGACGCUCCAGCCACUCCAGAGCCAGCCGUUGGGCCCCAAAGCCGCGCAGGACCCUGGUCACCUCAGCCCCCCGACGGCGCCUGACGAGCGGCCUGCGGCGGACACGCGCUCCAUCGUGUCCGGCUACUCCACUCUGUCCACCAUGGACCGCAGCGUGUGCUCGGGCGCGGGCGGGCGGCGGGCGGGCGCGGGCGACGAGGCGGACGAUGAGCGCAGCGAGCUGAGCCACGUGGAGACGGACACGGAGGGCUGCGCGGGCCCCGGGGGACGCCUGACUCGCCGGCCGUCCUUCAGCUCGCACCACCUCAUGCCGUGCGACACGCUGGCGCGCCGCCGCCUGUCCCGAAGCCGCGCGGACGGUGAGGGCGCGGCCGCGGUCCGGGCGGGUCCCGGUGGCCCAGAGACGCCAGGCUCGGCUUCGUCCAGCAGCCAGGAGUCGCUGCGCCCCCCCGCGGCCGGCCCGGCGCUCGCCUCGAGACCUUCGCGCAUGGAGGCCCUGCGCCUGCGCCUCCGCGGCACCGCCGACGACAUGCUGGCGGUGCGGCUGCGGAGGCCGCUGUCCCCUGAGACGCGGCGGCGCCGGAGCAGCUGGCGGCGCCACACGGUGGUAGUGCAGAGCCCGAUCACCGACCUCAACUUCAACGAGUGGAAGGAGCUGGGCGGAGGCGGCGCCUCGGAGCCCGCGGGCGCUCGAGCGCACAGUGACAACAAGGACUCCGGCCUCAGCAGCCUCGAGUCCACCAAGGCGCGGGCCUCGUCGGCCGUCUCGCUGCCGUCGGGAGACCCGGGGGUCCUGCAGGGCCAGCCCCCACGCCGCUCGGCUACCGCUCGCCUCCACCAGUGUCUGUGACACCUGCCGUCAUCCUGCACCGCCCAGAUCCCGGCCUCCCGCAGCCCCCCUGGGAAGCAGGCGUCCCCUCGGGUGCGGCAGGAGGAUCCAGUCCUCCCGAAACUUCAGGGCGGUCCUGGUGCUGUGUGUUGGAGUUAGAAGGGGUGGGCAGAGAAGAAGCCAGAGCUGGACAGAGGGAGUUACCGGAAGAGAGUGGACCCCCCCCCGGAGAGGGGAGGGGCUGCUGGACUCUAUGUCCCCCGGAUAUAGGCCUGAGUGGCCCUUUUCUGUGACUCCACUUAGGCACCCUGAUGGACCAUGGGGUGUGGGGAGAGAGCCCAAGUUUCAGACUGAAGGAAAGACAGGCCAGCUUUUGCUUAUGUCCUCUGCCCUCCCCCAUUAGCUCCUAGCCAAGGAGGGGGAGCGUGUGUCUGAGGAGAGGCUGUGUAAGGUUGGGUGGCUGUGGGAGAUGGAGUUUGUGUGUGUGAGUGUGUGUAGUCAUUGUGCAGAAGAUGUCCCCAGUAGCAACUUCUACUCCAACCCCUUCAUUCCCCUGCCUGUCCCCCAGCUAGGCCCCUGCCUUUGGUGUUUCCUGUCACCUUAUCCCCAUGCUGAUCAGAGCCCAGGUGGGGGUUGAGGCCGCUCCACAGUCACCCCUCUAAAGCUCUUUGACCGUUGGACCUGCCUGCUCCCCAGUUUUGGGGGUCCAGGGUCCGCCCUGCAGCUGGCACCUUUCUCAGUGUUCCUUCCAGUUCGCCUGCUUACACAGCUCAGCACACAGAUCCUCACCUUCUUCCCCUUAGGAGAGAACAGUCAGGAGCACUCUGUCUCUCACACACCAAUUUAUGGGGUCUGAGCUGGGCUGUUCCUGUAGGAUGGGUGGGACCCAACUCCCCUUCUCCCCACAUUGUAAAUAAACCUCAGAGCACCAGCCCUCCCUCCACCCUCACUCAUUCCAGGGACACCCCAGUGGAGGUUCGAACCCCACUACCCAUCUGUCAGUCUUGGUUUAUGCAAAGAUUUGCUGUAAAGUCGAUUUCUCUCCUCCCCUCCCUUUUAUUGUAAAUAUUGUCUCUAAUGUGUAACAUAUUAUAAAGAAUUUAUAAGGAUUUUAAAAGAUGUUUUGCUCAUUUUAAAAAGUGUUGUAACAGUGUUGGAUAAAGCCCCCAGGUCCGCAUGGCUCCUCCCACUGUGUCCUUGACACACCUCUCUAGGCAACAACUAAAAUUUCCUGCUUCUGAAAAGUCCUGUCUACAGUCUAUAUCUUGGAAAUAAAUGGCCUUCCU